UUUAUUCUCCGGUACAGACCGCAGUUAAAGUCCGUGAUGUCGGGAAGAACCGGAAAGUUGCGAUUACAUCAUAUACAUGUUGGAAUAUCCUAUUUGGAAUUUCCUACAACAGAUCAAAUAGAAAAUUUCGUAUAUCUUCGUGAUAUUCGGAGCAACAGACGUUUUUACGAUAAAAAAUAAAAACAAACGCGAUUACAAAAGAAAAAAAAAGAAAAAUGCUUUUAAAACCAUCGGAUAUAUAUUAUUGCCAAAAUUCCAUCAAAAACACAUUUUCGAAUGGGAAACAAAUCGGAGAGACCCUGGACGAUUUGUGUGAAGGAAGGACGUCUCUAUCAAGCUUCCCAAAGAUCCAGGUGACGCAAAAGAAUUCCAAAUGGUACACGACGGACAACAGGCGCCUUUGGGUUUUUAGACAUCUACACAGGCUGGGUAAAUGCGGGGAAAUUCCGGUGGUCCAGACCGGAGACAUCCCUUCAAGGAAAAUGACAACCGGCAAUGGCGGUGUAUCAAUUGCAGUUCGUGGUCGAGGCGGACCUGGAGGGGUAUGGCAUUAUAAGCAUGACGGUACAGGAAAGAACUUGGAUGGCACCUACGCAUGUACUUGGCCGGAAGACAGUGUCUGCGUCUCUUCGUCAUAUCAUGAUAUUGAUAUUAACGACUAUUUUUUAUAACUUGAUGAAUGUUAACAUGUCAACUUAUUUUUAUAGUUUUCUUUUAUUUUCGGGCGUUUAUUUUUUGCUUUGUUUUGAUUUGUUUAAAAGCAUUGUUAAGAAAUAAUUAGUGAUAACGUUUACAUGAUAUUAAUAAUAUAUCUUAUAUUAUUACGUUAAACCUUUUGUCACGUUGCUG
Ruditapes philippinarum (Manila clam) is the source of this 849-nucleotide messenger RNA. RefSeq lists its product as uncharacterized. The transcript is spliced from 2 exons. The record is from RefSeq and is a predicted model, not a curated record. The coding region runs from base 216 to 671 and encodes 151 amino acids. Lineage: Eukaryota; Metazoa; Mollusca; Bivalvia; Venerida; Veneridae.